Prionailurus viverrinus (fishing cat) is the source of this 1365-nucleotide messenger RNA. RefSeq names its product phenylalanine hydroxylase (gene PAH). The transcript has 13 exons. The record is from RefSeq and is a predicted model, not a curated record. Gene Ontology annotation, biological process: L-tyrosine biosynthetic process; L-phenylalanine catabolic process. Gene Ontology annotation, molecular function: iron ion binding; phenylalanine 4-monooxygenase activity. Bases 1 to 1356 code for a protein of 451 amino acids. NCBI's taxonomy places the organism in Eukaryota, Metazoa, Chordata, Mammalia, Carnivora, Felidae.
AUGUCGGCUGUGGUCCUGGAAAACCGAGGUUUUGGCAGGAAACUCUCUGACGGACAGGAAACAAGCUAUAUUGAAGACAAUUCCAGUCAAGAUGGUGCCAUAUCACUGAUCUUCUCGCUCAAGGAAGAAGUUGGUGCCCUGGCCAAGGUCUUGCGCUUGUUUGAGGAGAAUGAUAUAAACCUGACCCACAUUGAAUCCAGACCUUCGCGCUUGAAGAAAGAUGAGUAUGAAUUUUUUACCUAUCUGGAUAAACGUAGCAUGCCUGUCCUGGCAAACAUCAUCAAGAUCUUGAGGCAUGACAUCGGUGCCACCGUCCAUGAACUUUCCCGGGAUAAGACGAAGGACACAGUGCCCUGGUUCCCAAGAACCAUUCAAGAGCUCGACAGAUUUGCCAACCAGAUCCUCAGCUAUGGAGCGGAACUGGAUGCAGACCACCCUGGUUUUAAGGAUCCUGUGUAUCGAGCAAGACGGAAGCAGUUUGCUGACAUUGCCUACAGCUACCGACAUGGGCAGCCCAUCCCUCGAGUGGAAUACACAGAGGAAGAAAAGAAAACCUGGGGGACGGUGUUCAGGACCCUGAAGUCCUUGUAUAAAACUCAUGCUUGCUAUGAGCACAAUCACAUCUUCCCACUUCUGGAAAAGUACUGUGGCUUCCGCGAAGAUAACAUUCCCCAGCUGGAAGAGGUUUCUCAAUUUCUGCAGACUUGCACUGGAUUCCGCCUCCGACCUGUGGCUGGCCUGCUUUCCUCUCGGGAUUUCUUGGGUGGCCUGGCCUUCCGAGUCUUCCACUGCACUCAAUACAUCAGACAUGGGUCCAAGCCCAUGUACACACCUGAACCUGACAUCUGCCAUGAGCUGCUGGGACAUGUGCCCUUGUUUUCAGAUCGCAGCUUUGCCCAGUUUUCCCAGGAAAUUGGCCUUGCCUCUCUGGGUGCGCCUGACGAGUACAUUGAGAAACUGGCCACGAUUUAUUGGUUUACUGUGGAGUUUGGCCUCUGCAAACAAGGAGACUCCAUAAAGGCAUAUGGUGCUGGGCUCCUAUCAUCCUUUGGUGAAUUACAGUACUGCUUGUCGGGCGAGCCGAAGCUCCUCCCCCUGGAGCUGGAGAAGACAGCCGUCCAGGAGUACACUGUCACAGAGUUCCAGCCCCUCUAUUACGUGGCUGAGAGUUUUAAUGAUGCCAAGGAGAAAGUGAGGAAUUUUGCUGCUACAAUCCCACGGCCCUUCUCAGUUCGUUAUGAUCCAUACACCCAAAGGAUUGAGGUCUUGGACAAUACCCAGCAACUUAAGAUUUUGGCUGACUCCAUCAACAGUGAAGUUGGAAUCCUUUGUAGUGCCCUUCAGAAAAUAAAGUGAAGCCAUGGA